AGGGUCUGUGAAGGGUUCACCCUGAUCUUCUCUUUUCAUUGGUGAGUCAGUGUCAGAGCUGCUUUCAGAUAAACACCUCUUUCAGACAGUUCCCAGGCAGCGGCUGGACUGAAGGAAACUUGAGGCAGAGGCCCCUCUUCUGUUGCUGUUGGAUUUGUUUUGGAGGCUGUGGUUACCUGCUUGGUGGUGCCUGCAGCAGUAGCUCUAUGCCAGCAGACGGUGACUUCCAGGGGCAUCUCUCCACUUCUCUUAAGGAGGUUCUACAACAAUGAUGAUAUAGUUGGCAUCUGCUGUUGCUUAUUUACCUGGAGAAUUUCCUGUUUCAAUCUGAUUCUGAGCGUAUUUCCUGAAAGAGAUGAAAAAAGGACCAGAAAGCGGAGCUUGUCCCCUUGCCGCUCCAGGCAAUUUAGUGGAGUCAAAUCCAGACAAUAACAGCAGCAAUGGAGCCUCGGUGAAAGAGAAAGACAUGCUUUCCUCUUCUGGAGAACUGGAAAAUGUACAGCUGAAACCCAGCAGAGAAACAUCCAGAAAAAAACUCUGUGGCUAUUUAAAUAAGCUGGGCAUCAAGGGGCCAAUUAAGACCUGGAAGUCUCGCUGGUUUUUUUACGAUGAAAACAAAUGUCAUUUACUAUACUACAGAACUGCACAGGACAUCAACCCUUUGGGGUCUAUUGAUCUCUCCAGCGCCAGCUUUGACUGCAAGGCAGAAAAUGGGGAAGGGGUUUUUGAGAUCAGAACACCAAGCAGAGUUUUUACUUUGAAGGCAAUCAGCAAACAGGCAAUGAUGUACUGGCUGCAGCAGCUACAAAUGAGACGUUGGGAAUUUUGCAACGCUCAGAGCAGAUUUCCUGUGGGCAGCUCCCAGCUUGUGAAUGAACCUCUGACUGGCAGAACAAAUGUUGUUGACAAUGAAGACUUUCUGCCUCCGGUGAAAACACCAACAGAAGCAGUGGGUUUAAAGGCAGCGUCUCUGCCUGCACCCCAAACAUCUACUGCUUUGCAGAACAUCUCACUUAAGCACCCUUGGACAGAGAUACAAAACACUGUCUACAAUAUCUGUGGCUCCAAGCAGCUCUGGGGGAACAACGGGAACGUCUUUAGCUUCAGUGAAUUCCAGCAGCAUCCUGAGAACCCAGAUGAGGAGCAAGAAGCAGAAGUGGAGGCAGGGUGUGCAGUUAAGGAGGGGAUCCCGGAGGAUGGAAGGAUGAACUGGGUUAGGAAAGCCAGAUGGAUGAACAGUGGCUUACCAGGCUUGCCUGAAGAAGUGUCCAGGGAGAGGAACCCAAUGGACAAAGUGAGUGUCCUACAGCAACAGAUCCUGACACUCACAGAGGAAGUCAAGUCACAGAAGGAGCUGGUUAAACUUCUCCAUAAAGCGCUAGAGGCAGCACAGCAGGAGAAGCGAGUAUCUAGCAUGUAUCUCACUGCAGCUGAAGAUAAGGACAGGCUGGAGCUGGUGCGCCACAAAGUGAGACAAAUCGCAGAUCUAACCAGUCGACUGGAAGCUCUUGAGCAAGAAAAGAAUGAACUGGAGCAGAUAUUGACUUUGAGAGACAGCCACAUCCAGGAACUCAAGGAGCACGUGCAGCUUCUGAUGGAGAAGAACCAUGCCAAACAGGAAGUCAUCAUGACCUUGACAGAGCAGAUGGCCCGAGAGCUGUCUGACCCCCUGAAAGAAGCCAACACUAUCACUGCAGAGACAUUGUAUAAGCAGCAGGAGGAGAUUGAGCACCUGAAGGAUGAUAUUGAUGCAUACAAAACCCAGAACCAAUUUCUCAACUCGGAGAUCCACCAGGUUACUCGACUCUGGACAAGUGUUGCUGAGAAUGAAAAAGCCCUUCUGAUGAAGUGUGCCUGCCUGCAAGCACGAAACUGCCAGAUGGAGAGCAAAUACCUGACAGUCUUGCGGAAGCUGCAGGAAGCUGUGCCUGGCCUGCCCAGCUCCCAUGCUGAGUUGGUGAGGAACCUCAUCCAGGAAGCACUCCAGUGGGAUGUGAAGGAAGAAGCAGAAGAAGGUUUUAACCUGAACCCUGUAAGUGAGUAUGAUGAGUAUGGAUUUAUGACUGUACCUGACUAUGAAGUUGAGGACUGGAAACUUCUGGCCAAAAUCCAAGCCCUGGAGAUAAAGUCAAACAACCUGCGGAGCCAGGAAGUAGUGGAGAAGCCCCUCCGUGACAGGUGGAACAGCGUUGGAGAGCUGAGCCCCUCUGCAGAGCUGAAAAGCCUGAUCCGAAGUGGCAUUCCAGUGGAGCAUCGGCAACGGGUCUGGAGGUGGAUUGUCAGCCGGCACUGCAGCCGUCUGCCUGACCACUACCAGCGGCUGUUACGGCAGAGCAAGAGCACUGAGCACCCUGCCUGCCGGCAGAUUGAGCUUGACCUGCCCCGCACACUGACCAACAACAAACAUUUUUCCUCUCCUACCUCCCAGCUCAUCCCCAAGCUCCGGAGAGUGUUGCUGGCAUUCUCCUGGCACAAUCCUGCCAUUGGAUACUGCCAGGGACUGAACAGAUUGGCAGCUGUUGCCCUCCUGGUCCUGGAAGAUGAGGAAAGUGCUUUCUGGUGCCUAGUCCAUAUUGUGGAGAACCUAAUGCCAGCAGACUAUUACAGUGACACACUGAUAACAUCACAGGUAGAUCAGAGAGUCUUCAAAGACUUCCUGUCAGAGAAGCUGCCUCGCCUCAUGGCUCAUUUUGAGCAGUAUCGGAUUGAUGUCUCACUCAUCACCUUCAAUUGGUUUCUGGUGGCCUUUGUGGACAGCCUGGUCAGCGACAUCCUCCUGCGAGUGUGGGAUGCCUUCUUGUACGAGGGAACUAAGGUGAUUUUCCGUUAUGCUCUUGCAAUUUUUAAAUACAAUGAGGAGGAAAUCCUAAGAAUUCAUGACAGUGUGGAGAUCUACCAGUACCUACGCUUUUUCACGAGAAUGAUCAUGGAUGGCAGGAAGCUGAUGAACAUCGCCUUCAACGACUUAAACCCCUUCCCCAUGAAAGUGCUGAGGAACCGGCGGUCAAUGCACAGAGAAGAGCUGGAGGCAGAGCUGUGCGAGCUGGAACAGAUCAAGGCAGCCUAUGUAAAAGAGAGAGCAGAGCAGGGGCCUCAGGACCUGAAGGAGGUUAGUGAAGAGGAAGAAGAGAUUUAACAAAAAAAGAGUUCCUCAUCACUUCCCUCACGCCUUGCAGAAGGUCUUCAGUAGCAACUGUCUGUAAGAGAUGGAGCAGAGGGGGAAAGGUGGUCACAGCAGGAGUUCAUCUGCCAUAGGAAGCGAGACUGUCGGUAUACGACCAUUUGGGGAUGAAGCCAGACUUUGUAAUGGAUUAGAAGGUGUCAAAGGAGUUUUAUCUUCUUCUGUACUUCUCCCCAUUCAGCCCACCCUGUCCUGUGCAGUUCAGGAUUACAGCUGAAGGUCCAUGGGAAAUACCAGUUGUGGUACCAUGACAGAAGUUGACGUGGUGCAAAAGACCCAGCCAGGCAGGGCUCUUCUAUCUUUUCUGAUGGAGGCAUGAAAGAGAUCUUUAUGUACAAGUAAAAGCACUGGAAAUAAUGAACCGAGAACACUCCCUCGUUAGUACCUAAAGCUUCUGAAUUGGUCAGGAAGGAAACUGGCUCUUUGAAGGCAUGGUGCCUUCAGUGGCUAGCCUGCCAGGAGAGUGUGUGUUUAAUGUUGCAGUAACUGAGUCAUGACACUGUCUCCAGAUGAGUGUUGGGCCUGAGGAAGUCCUGGGAGCUGGACGACAUCUUCCCAUCGGACUCAGGCUGGGACAAAUGAAAUGGGUUGUGGGAGAGAGGAGUUGCCUCUCCAGUUUGUUUUGGUUCCUGUGGAAGUCCAUGGGAGCACAAGGUGUGUCUCCCUGCCUGGCUGGGAAAUGCUGGGAGUUACUUUUGCUCUUUGUUUAGCUUUGAGCCAAGCCAUCUAUGAGUUGGCCUGACCCUGUCAGCACUGUGCCUUCCAGAGGUGAGUUUGCUCCAUAGAGGAGCUUUCACCUCAGUGUGAAACCAAGUGCAGCCUGGCUGCAGGCAGAGCCAAGUUUUACGGAGAUGUUGACUGCUGGGGACACCUGGGUCUUCUGAUCGCCUCACACUCGGGCAGGGUGAGUGUGUGGCCAUCUCUCUCUGCCUCACAGUUAUGCCUCUUCUGUGCCAGGUUUCUACGUUGAUAUCCCUGUCUCUGGCUGCCAUUCGUAAUGGGAGGGAGGAGGUCUUUUCUGUAGGAAUUUCCAAUAUUGAAGGUGUUUGACCCAUGGAAUAUGGCAGUCUGGGAGUGAAUGUGCAAACCACUUGGGCUAGGUCACAAGAGACGGCUUGAUAGUCUUUAGAAAAAACAUCAGUUUCCCCUGAACCAAGGAGCUGGCCUCCAUGGGUCUAGCACAGAGAGAUUCCCUGCCUACCUCUGCAGUUGGCGUCUGAUAGCCUUCUACCUGUCUCCCAGGCUUGCCCAUCCACUGGACUGGAUGCCCUGCCUAUGCAGCUCAGUCCUCCGCAGACCCAGGACGAGUCAAGUGCUUCAGAUAAAAUACAGCUUCUUUACCCCAACGUGGUGCCAGAUCCUGCUGCUCCGCUUUCUGGCUGAGUGGUGCUUUAUUCCAGGUGUGCCUGCACUGACACUGGCUGGCACUGACAGCAUGCAGCAGACCUGCUGUAAGGGGGCUCUGCUCUACUUUUUUUAGACUGACCUUGAGCCCAAGCCUGUCCAGUGGAUGACACCUCCUUUAAACCUCUUGUGGUAUAAAGUUGUCAGUGCUUGCAGAGGAAGGGAAAAGAAGCAUUCAUAGCCCAUACUGUUCUGAGCCAGGUGAGCCAUAGCCCAAGAUCACAGACUCUAGUGGAAGAGGCACCAGCCUCUAUUCGCCUGAGACACGUGGUCUGCCUCAGCUCUGCCUUAGGCACAACUGGACAAAUCAGCC
This is a messenger RNA of Haliaeetus leucocephalus (bald eagle), 4898 nucleotides long. It is a transcript of the gene TBC1D2, whose product is annotated as TBC1 domain family, member 2. The record is from RefSeq and is a predicted model, not a curated record. NCBI's taxonomy places the organism in Eukaryota, Metazoa, Chordata, Aves, Accipitriformes, Accipitridae.